GUCUUUAACACGUUGCAGACGAGCAUAGGUUGCUGCGGUGAACGUGUAAAGUUUUAGGAUAAGUCUGUAGUGCCGGCUGUUGGUGCACAUUUACUGUGUACUUUGUAUUUUUUUUUUAAUUUUAUCAUUCUUACAGUAUGUCUUCUUCGGGAGGUAGUACAGGAUCCCCAGGCUCAGUUUUAUCUGUAGCGGCUCGCUUUUUUGACGAAUAUCUUGCUACUACUCCUCACAAAUUGAAGCUGUUAGACGCCUAUCUGUUUUACAUCCUGCUUACUGGAGCCAUGCAGUUCCUGUAUUGUCUGCUGGUUGGAACAUUCCCAUUUAAUUCUUUUUUGUCUGGUUUUAUCUCCUGUGUGGGCUCCUUUGUUUUGGCAGUGUGCUUGAGAAUACAGAUAAACCCUCAGAACAAGGGAGACUUUGUUGGCAUAUCACCAGAACGAGCUUUUGCAGACUUUCUCUUUGCCAGCACUAUCCUUCACUUGGUUGUCAUGAAUUUUAUUGGAUAAGCUCAGAAAAAGUUUCAGAUUUGGUGGAUCCAGUGAUCAUUUCCAUACAGAAAGCUGUUGGGGCAACGUUUAUGGACUAGUGGCAUUUUUGUCAUUUCUUAAUGAGUAAACAUUGUGAUUUGGCUGUACUAUUAGACCAUAUUAAGUGGCUUAACUGCAAAGAACUUCAGAACACCCACAAGAUACUAAGAAUGUUAAGACCAACUUCUUUUUGACAAACUGAGAAUUUAAUAAAAAGUGCUUUAAGUUUAA
This is a messenger RNA of Protopterus annectens (West African lungfish), 758 nucleotides long. RefSeq names its product defender against cell death 1 (gene DAD1). Gene Ontology annotation, cellular component: membrane; oligosaccharyltransferase complex. The record is from RefSeq and is a predicted model, not a curated record. The transcript has 3 exons. Gene Ontology annotation, biological process: protein N-linked glycosylation. NCBI's taxonomy places the organism in Eukaryota, Metazoa, Chordata, Ceratodontiformes, Protopteridae. The coding region runs from base 138 to 506 and encodes 122 amino acids.